AUGUCUGCCGCUGCUGCUCCCAACGCUGUUGAUCAGCUCGCCGCUGAUCUCGGCAACACCUCCAUCGAGGCCAAGGCUCCUGCUGCCAUUGACACCAACGUCGCUGCUGAUGCCCAGGGCGAGGACAGUGCUACCCCCAACACCGCCCAGACCCCGCACCCUCACGCUUCUGCUUCUCUCUAUGUUGGUGAGCUGGACCCGUCGGUUACUGAGGCCAUGCUGUUUGAGCUCUUCUCUUCCAUCGGUUCCGUUGCCUCGAUUCGUGUCUGCCGCGAUGCCGUCACUCGUCGCUCUCUUGGCUAUGCCUAUGUCAACUACAACUCCACUUCGGAUGGUGAGCGCGCUCUCGAGGAGCUCAACUACACUCAGAUCAAGGGCCGUCCUUGCCGCAUCAUGUGGUCUCAGCGCGACCCUGCCCUGCGCAAGACUGGCGCCGGCAACAUCUUCAUCAAGAACCUUGAUGCUGCCAUUGACAACAAGGCCCUCCACGACACCUUUGCUGCUUUCGGUAACAUCCUCAGCUGCAAAGUUGCUCAAGACGAGAGCGGUAGCUCCAAGGGCUACGGUUUCGUUCACUACGAGACUGACGAGGCUGCCGCCGCCGCCAUCAAGCACGUUAACGGUAUGCUUUUGAACGAGAAGAAGGUCUACGUCGGUCCCCACAUUCCCAAGAAGGACCGUCAGAGCAAGUUUGAGGAGAUGAAGGCCAACUUUACCAACGUCUACGUCAAGAACAUUAGCCCCGACGCCACUGACGACCAGUUCCGUGAGCUGUUUGAAAAGUACGGCGAUGUUACUUCCUCGUCCCUUGCCCGCGACCAGGAGGGCAAGUCCCGCGGUUUUGGUUUCGUCAACUUCACCACCCACGAGGCUGCCUACAAGGCCGUUGACGAGCUGAACGGCAAGGACUUUUUGGGUCAGGACCUUUACGUCGGCCGUGCUCAGAAGAAGCACGAGCGCGAGGAGGAGCUGCGCAAGUCCUACGAGGCUGCCCGCCAGGAAAAGGCCAGCAAGUACCAGGGUGUCAACCUCUACAUCAAGAACCUCGGUGAUGAGGUUGAUGAUGAGAAGCUCCGCGUCAUGUUUGCCGAGUUUGGCCCCAUUACUUCCGCCAAGGUGAUGCGCGACAGUGCCACCGAGUCUGGCGACGAGAGCGAGACCAAGGACGGCAAGGACAAGGAGAAUGAAAAUGAGACCAAGGAGGAGGUCAAGGAGGAGGAGCAGCCCUCCGAGGAGGAGAGCGACAAGAAGGAUAAGAAGGGCGACAAGAAGCUCGGCAAGAGCAAGGGCUUUGGUUUCGUCUGCUUCUCCAACCCCGAGGAUGCCACCAAGGCUGUCACCGAGAUGAACCAGCGCAUGUUUGAUGGCAAGCCUCUGUACGUCGCCCUCGCCCAGCGCAAGGAUGUUCGCAAGUCCCAGCUCGAGGCUAGCAUCCAGGCUCGUAACCAGCUCCGCAUGCAGCAGGCCGCCGCCGCCGCCGGCAUGCCUCAGCAGUUCCUGCAGGCUCCCGUCUUUUACGGACCCGGCCAGACCCCCGUCUUCCCUCCCGGCGGCCGUGGUGGCAUGCCUUUCCCUCCCCAGCCUGGCAUGGGUAUGCCCGGCGUCCAGGGCCGUCCCGGCCAGUUCCCCAACGCUUUCCCCCAGGGUGGCCGUGGAGGUCCUGGCCCCCAGGUCAUGCCUGGCAUGUACAUGCCCGGUCAGUUCCCUCCCGGAAACGCUCCCUACGGCCAGCCCGGCACUCCCCAGUUCAUGGCCGCCAUGGCUCAGGCCCAGCAGACCAUUGGUGGUAACGGCCGCGGUGGUCCUGGUGGUCGCGGACCCGCUCAGGGUAUGCCCAACAUUGGCGGUCCUGGCAUGCCUGGAUAUCCUCCCAACGGUCGUCAGGGCCCUGGUGGCCGUGGUGGUCCCCGCAACGGCCAGGUCGGUGGUCAGUUCCCUCAGGGCGGUCGCGGAGGUCCCGGCCCUGCCCAGAGCCAGGACUUGACUCCUUCGUCGCUUCUCCAGUCUCAGCUCCAGGCCCACGCCGGCAACCCCCAGCAGCAGAAGCAGAUGCUUGGUGAGGUCAUCUUCCCCAAGAUCUCGGCUCUGCAGCCCGAACUCGCCGGCAAGAUCACUGGUAUGCUCCUCGAGAUGGACAACAAUGAGCUCGUCAACCUGAUCGAGGACGACGCUGCCCUUCGUGCCAAGGUCGACGAGGCCAUGGCCGUCUAUGACGAGUACGUCAAGAGCCAGGGCACCGAGGGUACCAAGGAGGAGCCCGCCAAGGAGGAGAAGACCGAGGAGAAGGCAUAA
Pestalotiopsis fici W106-1 is the source of this 2292-nucleotide messenger RNA. Its product is annotated as Polyadenylate-binding protein. Gene Ontology annotation, cellular component: ribonucleoprotein complex. The record is from RefSeq and is a predicted model, not a curated record. Lineage: Eukaryota; Fungi; Ascomycota; Sordariomycetes; Amphisphaeriales; Sporocadaceae. The coding region runs from base 1 to 2292 and encodes 763 amino acids. Gene Ontology annotation, molecular function: RNA binding. The transcript is spliced from 2 exons.